Molecule: messenger RNA, 585 nt
Organism: Aspergillus oryzae RIB40
Lineage: Eukaryota; Fungi; Ascomycota; Eurotiomycetes; Eurotiales; Aspergillaceae
Gene: clcA
Product: putative C6 finger domain protein
Exons: 4
Coding region: 1-585 (194 amino acids)
Biological process (GO): regulation of DNA-templated transcription
Molecular function (GO): zinc ion binding; DNA-binding transcription factor activity, RNA polymerase II-specific
Source: RefSeq, a predicted model, not a curated record
AUGUCUCAUACACCAGCCCCGUAUGAUUCUAGCUACUACCAAAGCCAAGCCUAUGGCAUUCGCCAGCGCAAGGCCGCACGAGCACAGCAGGCUUGCGAUCAAUGCCGAGCGAGGAAAGCAAAGUGCGAUGAAGGUCGACCGUCAUGUAGUCAUUGCAAGGAAAACAACUUGAACUGCGUUUACAAAGAAGUCCCUCCGCACAAACAAGAAAAGGCGACCCAGCUCUUAUUAGAUCGAUUGCAGUCAUUCCAAGACGCUAUAUUAGACAGAUUCGAUCGUUUAGACCAGCUAAAUACGGAGCACGGGAACAAUUUCAACUCCAUCCUGGCGAAGAUAGACGCCAAGUCCGCAUCUAAGGAACCACGGAAACCGGCAGUCCCGCAAUUGGCAAAGAAGGACAUAAUCGAUAUCCAGGAAUCAAAAGCCAAGGAUGAGAAUAUUGCUACAAUGCAGGAGCAGAUACCAGAACCAAGUGAAACGACCACAGAGCAAGUUGUUCCUUCUGGUGAGGAUGCAUACAACAGCGGCCCACAAAUUGCUGUUGUGGCCUUCAAUUCGGAAUCUUCUUCGUCCAAGAGAAUAUGA